This is a messenger RNA of Rotaria sordida, 516 nucleotides long. NCBI's taxonomy places the organism in Eukaryota, Metazoa, Rotifera, Eurotatoria, Philodinida, Philodinidae. The record is from the annotation of a GenBank genome assembly.
AUGAGUUAUCCAUUGACAGGUAUUUCCAAAACAUUAUCUUAUUCACAAUUGAGUAAUAAUAGACGAAUAUUAUGUUCUGUAUGUUUUUGUUAUCGUUCAUAUGAAUUAUUUUCUACUAAUUAUUGUUGUUCGUCAUUAAAAAAACAUAUUAAACGUAAAGUUUGUGAUUCAUGUGUUCAUCGACAUAUUCUAUCAAAACUUUAUUCAUGUUUAACUAGUUAUAUAACAUGUCCAGAAUUAAAUUGUUCUUUUUAUUUAUCUCAAUCAUCAAUAUGUGAUAUUCUUUUAAAAUAUGAAAGUAAUCAAUUAUUAAAUGAUUAUUUAUAUGAACUACAAUGGCAAGGAAAAAGUGAUGAAUGGAUAAAAAGAUAUGCAAUACGUUGUCCUGGAUGUAAUAUACCUAUUGAAAAAAAUGGAGGUUGUGAUGAAAUUAUUUGUAUUCGAUGUCAAAUACAUUUUUAUUGGUCAAAAGCUAAAAGAAAUCUUCCACAAACAAUUCUUCUCUAUUAUAAAUAA